AAGUAGUAUUUAGUGUUAACCAAAUAGAUAUUUCUUAAUUUUCGGAUUAUAAAAUGAACAAUUUAGCAAUGUUGAUUCACUCAAACUGAUGAUAUUCACUACAUAUUAACUCUGUUACAGUUAAACUUUAGUUUAACUCAAUUUCUAAAAUUUAUUACCUUCAAAAAAAACUUUUUUUGACCUCAAUCGAAGUGUUUUGGAUAAGGUUAGCCACUACUUUUACUAUCUGCGACAAAUACAACAUAAAUACAACUUUGAAAGAUAGAAUAUUGUAUUAAAUGAGAAAUUGUACAAGAAUAUGGAUAUUCUCAAAAGUCAAGCUCUCAAGAUAGAUUUUUCACCUUGCGCUGAUGAAUAUGAAUUAAAUGAUACUAUUGGAAGUGGUGCUUAUGGAGUUGUCUGUUCAGCUAUUCAUAAACAUACAAAAGCAAAGGUUGCAAUAAAGAAAAUAUCAAAAAUAUCCGAUCAUACUGAAAUUGCACGGAGAACAUUAAGAGAGUUGAAAAUCUUACGUUAUUUUAAGCACGAAAACGUAAUAUCCAUAAGGAAAUUAAUGCAGCAUAGUAAAGAUGGAAAGAUAUUUGAUGUUUAUAUUGUUCUUGACUUUAUGGAUACAGAUCUUCAUAAUCUUAUUCAAUCAAAGCAGGCUUUAUCAAUGGAGCAUAUUCGUUAUUUUCUUUAUCAAAUGUUAUGCGGUCUAAAGUAUAUACAUUCCGCCAGUGUUUUACACAGGGAUUUAAAACCAAGCAAUAUACUUGUUAACGAAAAUUGCCUAUUAAAAAUUGGUGAUUUCGGUUUGGCUAGAGGAUUGUCAAAUAAAAAUCUAGUCACAGAUACAACAAACUUUCUCAUGACACAAUAUGUGGCUACAAGAUGGUAUAGAGCUCCAGAACUCCUUUUGGGAACAACUCAUUAUACCUUUUCAGUAGAUUUAUGGAGUGUUGGAUGCAUACUUGCCGAAAUGUUCCGUAGGAAACAACUUUUCCCCGGAAGGUCAUUUCCUGAACAGUUAGAUAAAGUUUUAACAACUACUGGAUUGCCUCCAGAAUCUAUAUUGAAACAUGCUCCGGCAAACCUUCAAAAUUUUAUAAAUGAUAGAUAUAAAAAUCUCAAGCUAAAAUCUCUGGAAACUGAAAUACCAGUGAUAGAUCCUCUAGCUUUCGAUUUAUUAACUAAACUCUUAAAAAGCGAUCCUGAGGAAAGACCGACAGCAAUUGAAUCGCUAAAUCAUCCGUUCUUGUCAAAAUUGUACUCAAACGACGAUCCACCUUGCAAUCCGCCGUUUGAUUUUUCUUUUGAUAAACCGACUCUAACUAAAGAAGAAAUGGUUAAUGCCAUUAUGUCAGAAGUGAAAUCGUACGAAUUCAAAUUUAACUUUACACCGAAUCCCUUAAAUUGCUUUAAAAAACCAUCUGUCCCAAAAAAAGCCGAAGUACUUGAGAGGUCAUCAACCACGAAACUGGAACCUCAGGUUAUAGAACCAACAACGCAGCCAUCCACUUCAGACAUCCAUAUGAAUAGUGCAGGCGUUGGGAAGAAGGAAGAAGACAUAAAUUGUUUUGCUGCUACUGCUGCUGUUGACUCAAAAAUUGCUCUAAAAAAAGCAAUACUAAGGAAACAAAAGAACAAAGAAACAGUCGUUGUUGAAAGUGACAAUCCACAAAAGCCUAUGACUGCUCAUAGGAAGAUGAGAGAACGUCAAAUGAAGAGAGAAAUACGAAAGAACAAGAAUAAAAAAAAGCUGAAAGAUAAACACAAGACCGAGAAAAGUGCUAAAAGUCUUUUAUCGGAUGAUGACAAAAAGUUAUUGGAAAGAUGGAAUGCUAUGCAAACGCGAAAAAAUUCUGAUAAAUCUCAAAGCUUUGAUUUUCCACCUGAUAUUUCAGCUCCAGAUGAAAGUAUACACUCUGAUAUAGAAGAACUGGCAGUAAUAAAUAAUAUACCUUUGGCUCAAAAUCAACCACCCGACGAUAAAUUCUCAGAGAUCGCAACACAGCCUCAAGGAGAGAUAACUGCGGAUGCAGAUACGCUCGAUGACCAAGAAAAUAUUGGUCUUUCAAAUAUCUACAGAUCACUUUCAGAAGAGCAACUAUCAAUUCUUACUCGGCAUUUACAUAUGGAAGAUUUCAAUCUAAUGGAUACUCCUAAAGGAACUGGUGAUGGAUACGGCAUUGGCUUAGACUUAGAUGCUCUAUUGAAUAUGGUUCAAUCUUUCACAGAUUCUGGGAAUAUAUCUCCUUUUCGAUCGAUAGAAUCAGAGGAACUGGGAAAAAUUUUAGAUGAUUAUAAGUAGCUAAUCUAAUUGUUUUGUUCGUUAAAUUUAACGAGUAUAAUUGUUAACAGAGAGUAUUGGCAUUAUUCAUUUUAUGAGUUGAAAACUAAGAAUAAUGUUAACAUUGUGU
This is a messenger RNA of Dimorphilus gyrociliatus, 2402 nucleotides long. The record is from the annotation of a GenBank genome assembly. NCBI's taxonomy places the organism in Eukaryota, Metazoa, Annelida, Polychaeta, Dinophilidae.